This is a messenger RNA of Lotus japonicus, 1788 nucleotides long. RefSeq lists its product as uncharacterized. The coding region runs from base 353 to 1393 and encodes 346 amino acids. The transcript has 3 exons. The record is from RefSeq and is a predicted model, not a curated record. Lineage: Eukaryota; Viridiplantae; Streptophyta; Magnoliopsida; Fabales; Fabaceae.
AGCAGAGAAAGAGUGGUGUGGAAAUAAAGUCAAAUCCCUGUUGAAGCAUUGAACAAAGAAGAAUCCCACAUUUUGUGUCUUCAUAUUAUUCAUUUUUUUCCUCUCUGCAAAACAAAACAAACACACACACACUCAUAACUCAUAACUCAUAACUCAUAACUCAUAACCAACCUUCCUUCUAUAGUUUCCAUCUUCAUCUCCUCUUUCCAUUUUUUCCUCCAAGAUCAUAUUUUUCUUUGACCCUUUUCCCCUUUUUGUAUAAUACCCUUCUCUCCCAACUCCCCCUUCAACUAAAUUCCAUGCUUCACUGUCCCAGAUCGUAGAUCUCGCUGUCGGUGGUUGAUCGGAGUAGAUGUCGCCGUCAAACGCCUUGCACAACGGCGGCGGCGGUGGUGGGAAUGGGAUGAGUUAUAUCAAGCACCAGGUUUCAAAACUGGACACUCUUGCUGGUGUGGCCAUCAAGUAUGGUGUUGAGGUAGCUGACAUUAAAAGGAUGAAUGGGUUAGCCUCAGAUCUUCAAAUGUUUGCACUGAAGACAUUGAAAAUUCCAUUACCAGGACGACAUCCUCCAUCUUCACCUCCUAGUCAGCCUGAUGAAGACCCUGCCAAGUUGAGAGAGAAUGGAAAUCAUAGGAGAUUCCCUCGCCUGGGUCAAUCUGCCAUGAAGGAACCUCUCCAGAACUUCAGACUGAAAGCACCUCAACCAAAGCUUUCCCCAGCUAUGUCCAUUUUACAGAAAUACUAUGGACUCCAGUCUUCAAGUUCAAGAGAAAUAUCUGAAGAAACCGAAAUGGCAAUGUACAGAUCUUCUAGUUCAGAUCAUUCCAGUGAGGAAUGGCUUCCUAAAGCCUCACCAAUUUCAGACCUGCCAACAAACCAUAACCCCAAGUCAACAAAUUUAGUGUUUGAUUUACUGACUGGAUAUGAUGACAUGCCUGAGUAUGUGCCUUUUGCUGAAAUGGGGGAUGGCGGAGGUGAGAAGUCUGAUGAGAAAUCUGUCCGCAGACGUCAGAAAGCUGAAGUUGAUAAUGGAAAUACUACACCAGAAAGAGGCAACAGUGGUGGAUCUAAUGGUUCUUCAACUGGAAAAGCAAUAUCCAUGAGGCCAAAAUCAGCUAGUCGAGCGACGCUGCUCCCCGAGUCAGAAUCAGGAUGGUUAGACUCCAUUCCAAUGGGGUUGGGAGACUCUAUAUUUACUGAUAGACUUUCUGGAGUUCGCAAAUCAUCAAGCGCGUCAAGCCUCAGAGAGCAGGAAAAGAACAAUUCAGCAACAGGCUGGCCACCUGCAAGAUGGAGUUUGAAACCAGACUUGCAAGCAGCCAUUUCCAAACCUAUCUUCGAUGGCUUACCGAUCCCGAUAAGUGGCCGCAGAAGUAAAGCUGCACUUGAUUAGUGCAAAACUGCGAAAUGAUUUCUUUUGGCGCAAAUUAUUUUUUGACAUUACACAAACAUAAAUUGCAACAAGAUACAAAUCUUUUGGUUUAGUAAGCCUAAGAAAAGGGAGUGAACUGUGAAGAAAAGAAAGAAAUUACAGGAUUAGGAUAUUUAUUCCGGGCAUAGAAUAACAGAAGGGUUGAUUGCCUCUCAAAAGGAAAAGCUGCAGCAGCAAGCAACUGAGGAAUAGGUGUAUGAAAAAGGUCUGCAACUGGUUGUUAAAUGAUAGUAUCAUUUGUUAAAUGACUGAGUCAAGUGAAAGUCAUUCUGUUCAGCGGUUAAAUGUAUCAUGUCAUUAAUAUUUAAUACAUUGUGUAAGUAUCUAUGAUUUAUUUUUUCCUUGAGAGCCCCUUA